This is a messenger RNA of Cynoglossus semilaevis (tongue sole), 3993 nucleotides long. RefSeq names its product G protein-coupled receptor 12 (gene gpr12). The record is from RefSeq and is a predicted model, not a curated record. Gene Ontology annotation, molecular function: G protein-coupled receptor activity. The transcript is spliced from 3 exons. Gene Ontology annotation, biological process: G protein-coupled receptor signaling pathway. Bases 395 to 1432 code for a protein of 345 amino acids. Gene Ontology annotation, cellular component: membrane. NCBI's taxonomy places the organism in Eukaryota, Metazoa, Chordata, Actinopteri, Pleuronectiformes, Cynoglossidae.
GGACCACUCCAUCACCGCCGACCCUGCUCCUCCUCCUCCUCCUCUUCCUCCACCUCUCCCUGUCUUCCGCCGCUGCUCGUGCACAGCCGCAGUCCACACGCAUGGCGCUGCACCGUUAACGGCAGAGCCUCCUGUCGCUUCUUUCUUCUUCUUCUUCCUCCUCCUCCUCUUCUUCUUCCACCAUCUAUCCAUCCAACCAUCUAUUCGUCCGCCUCUGGCUCGCAGGCAGGAGCAGCACCAGCACCAGCACCAGCAUCACCUCCACUCCACAGCGUCCUUGCCUCCACCGGGCUGCCGUCUCUCUCCCUCAUCAAUAACAUGGAAACACAAGGCGGCGGUUCUUCCACCAUUUAGACCGGGAGUCUCUCCUCACAGAGUCAAGACGGGGGGCACAAUGAGUGAAGAGCUUCGGGUCAACCCCGGCUGGCUGACCCCUGAUCCCACCGCAUGGGCUAGCGGAGGUGGGGGACCCAUGGACAACAGCAGCAGCAGCCUGGGGUCGUUUCCACCUGACGUCUCCCUGCCACCCAGCCAGCUCCCUCUGCUGGUCAACCCCUGGGACAUAGUGCUGUGCUCCUCAGGGACUCUGAUAGCCUGUGAGAACGCCCUGGUGGUUCUGGUCAUCUGGCAGAACCCGCCCCCCCGGGCCCCCCUGUUCCCCCUGCCCGGGAGCCCGGUCCUGGCGCUGGCCGACCUCCUGGCCGGCCUGGGCUUGGUGCUCCACUUCACCUGUGCCUACUUGCUCCGCUCGGACUCGGCCCAGCUGCUGACCGUGGGCCUGGUGGUGGCCUCCUUCUCUGCCUCCGUCUUCAGCCUGCUGGCCAUCACCAUUGACCGCUACCUGUCGCUGUACUACGCCCUCACCUACAACUCGGAGCGGACGGCGGCCUUCACCUACACCAUGUUGGUCCUCCUGUGGGGUCUCUCUCUGUGUCUGGGUCUGCUCCCCGUCACGGGGGUCAACUGCCUGGCGGAGGAGGCCACGUGCAGCGUGGUGAGGCCGCUGACCAAGAACAACAUCGCCGUGCUGUCCGUCUCCUUCCUGCUGCUCUUUGGCCUCAUGCUGCAACUCUACGUCCAGAUCUGCAAAAUCGUGAUGCGCCACGCUCAUCAGAUCGCACUCCAGCAUCACUUCCUGGCCGCCACGCCUCACUACGUCACAACGAGGAAGGGCGUGUCCACGCUGGCCAUCAUCCUGGGCACCUUCGCCGCCUGCUGGAUGCCGUUCACCGUCUACUCCCUCAUUGCUGACUACACCUACCCUCCACUCUACACCUACGCCACACUGGUACCUGCCACCUACAACUCUGUCAUCAACCCUCUCAUCUACGCCUUCAGGAACCAGGAGAUCCAGAAGGCUCUGUGGCUGGUCUGCUGUGGCUGCGUGCCCGCCAGUGUGGCCCACAGGGCGAGGACUCCUAGUGACGUCUGACAGAGCAGACCCAGGUGGACAGAGAGAGGUGGCCUGGGUCAGCUCUGCUCCUCACUGGGUCUGUCCAGUGUCACAGGGAGCAGCAGCAGCAGCAGCAGUGGCGGCAGCAGCAGCAGCAGCAGCAGUGUCGGGGGGGCGUGGCCCGGGGGCAGUGGCAUCAGCUCAGGCUGCAGAUUUGUCCCUGGGGGGCAGUUUGGUUAAACAGACUGUCACAGUGCGACUACACAGAGGUUGUUGUUGUUCUUGUUGUUUCCUACAGUCACCACGGGGCGUGUGGAUCUCACUCACAGUCUUCCCCUGUAAAGGCAGCCACUGCGUGGGCUGCGCUGCAUCACGCCCUCCCUCCCUCCCUCUCAGCCGGCGCCACGCCCUUCCUCUGUUCUGCAGAGAGUGCAUCACAUGUUACAGGAGCGGCUGUAUAUGUGUGUAUAUAUGUGUAAUGUGCAUACAGUUAGCAGCAGCAGCAGCAGACCCCUGAUGACACGUGCUUGGUUUUUUUGUUGUUUUUUUCCAACGGGGGAGGGGAGAGGGUUUAUUAUUCCUUUGUGCUCCUCUUUGCUCUUGUGUGUAAAAAUGCACAGAAGAUUAACAGAGCAGUAAUGGAGAGAGUGUGAGAGCGAGGGAGGGGGGGAGACAGAGGGAAGGUGGGUGGGCGAGGGGAGCAGCUAUGGUCGAAUGCGCAGGUAUUUCCAGAGUGAAGCCCGCGUCUGGAGCCGGAGCGGCGUCCCAGCUCUGUGCUGCUGCACUCUGAACGUGCGUUGAGAGCUAAAGAGCCGCGGUGAGCUAUAAAUAGACGCGGGCGCUCUGUGAUCCACGGCCCUGCGUCCUCCACAGACGCUGAGAGAGAAACCAAGCCCUUUCUCCUUCUCCUCCUCCUCCUCCUCCUCAUCAUCAUCAUCAUCAUCAUCAUCAUCAUCGUCUGUCCUGUUUUCUCCCUUUUCCCUCUGGAAUGUGUGUUUUAUUCUUGGCUGUACUCGACGUCAGAACAGAGCCCCAGGAGACCCCCCCUCCACCAACACCAUUAACCCCCUCUCCUCCAUCUUUAAUUGGCAUGGAGGCAUCGGACUGAGUGCAGGCCUCUCAGAUUAUGUAACGGCAUUCAGUCCAUACACUUGGAAUGACCUUUAGGAUUGGAAUUGUUUCCUCUGGUAUUUAAAUGAGAAUAAUAACAUUAACUCCAAUAUGAAAGUGCAUCUUUUUCACCAGAGGAAAUGACAGUAGACCAAAUAUAAUGAGGGAUUUGAUCAUUUUGGAUUCACAAUUUGUUCUUUUCAGCUCCAGAAUCUCCUCAGCACUGACUUCACUGAGCUGCUUCUUUAAUCAUCAUUGUUAGGAGGUUCAUUUUUCACCUCAUCUUUUGUGCUUUUGAUUUUUUUCUUAGAAUCUCACAAAAAAAUGCAGUAUUCCUGGUGACAUCAGGUCAAAGGUCAGGUACUCUUUACCCAUACUGCAUCACUGCCAGACAACUUUAGACGUGAGCCCAAAUACGGCCCUCAAACGUUGUCCUUUUUCGGGAGUUUCGUGGUGACUUGUCCAUGUGUAAACCCCGAUGCCAAAUACCAAAUGGUCCACGUUUGGUCCAGUUCUGUCAGCUGUGACCACUUUUGGCUGGUAAUCUGUGGCAAACCAGAUCGUACUGAACCGAACCGUACCGUCAGAGUGCCAUCAUUCUGUGCCAUACGUGGGGUGAAAUGUCAGUAUCUUUUCAGUCAGAGGAGAGCACUGGUCAGUCCAUUACAGCACAUAUGAAGAACAACUGACCCCAACAUUCACACCUGUGGUCAGUGUAGACUCUCCUGUAACCUUGGUGAACUCAAGCACAGCAGAACCGACACAGAACAAUGAAGUUCCUGCAGUGAGGGAAUAGCACAAACUGCUGCUUGAUGUUAGCUACUUAGCCCAGCUUCCAAUACUGAGGCUAAUAUCCUUUUAUUCCCUGUCAUGUCCCAACUGUCCACCAGGGUUUCAGCCAGUUUAGUCAGUAGAUUUUGUCUUACACCAGUUCUCCGCACAGUGAAGUCAGUGCUCACGAUGUAACAUUUCCAAAAACAACUAUCCUCUCAGAGAGAGUCACAGCAGCCACUGCAUGAUUCACCUCGCUGUAUUUUGCAUGUAGGCAGCACAGACCUUCACUUCUUCCUGUUGGGUUCAGUUUGGAUAAUAACAAAAGCCACCGGAGGCGAUGCGUCACCGUACCUGGACGUCAUCGUGACCCGGUGAUUUGGUUGAACCACAUCAGACCACCGGGCUGUGUUUUUUUAAACAGUAGGUCAUGAAGCAAAAAGGAAAAAAAAAACAUGGAUGCAGAAAAAGUCUGGUCAGACUAUCACUGAUCCUAGAUCUCUGCUGUUCGUUGCCGUAGUUUAACUUCACGUUGUUAAUAACAAUGAGCAGACCGUAGAUGUUCCUCUCGGGUCGUUCCCCGGCAGUUACGAGUCGUUCCUUUAACUCCAGCUCUGAUCACACGUUGUGAUCAGUUAGCUACAAUUUGGGAGAAGCUGAAAUCAACACUUUCCCUCCCACUCAUCACCAGCUGCUCCGCGUUAGCUCUCCAUUGUUCA